Messenger RNA from Lepus europaeus (European hare), 1852 nucleotides. RefSeq names its product formimidoyltransferase cyclodeaminase (gene FTCD). Lineage: Eukaryota; Metazoa; Chordata; Mammalia; Lagomorpha; Leporidae. Gene Ontology annotation, molecular function: transferase activity; folic acid binding. The transcript is spliced from 14 exons. The record is from RefSeq and is a predicted model, not a curated record. The coding region runs from base 86 to 1711 and encodes 541 amino acids.
GGAUAAAGGUCCCACGGCUGCUGCCCCUCCACCAUCCUCUGCCCCUCUGCCUGCCCCGUGAGACACGUCAGAUCACAGUGCGGCCAUGUCUCAGCUGGUAGAGUGUGUCCCCAACUUCUCAGAGGGGAACAACCAGGAGGUGAUUGACGCCAUCUCCAGAGCCAUCACGCAGACCCCAGGCUGUGUGCUCCUGGAUGUAGAUGCCGGCCCCUCUACCAACCGCACAGUCUACACCUUCGUGGGGCAGCCGGAGUGUGUGGUGGAGGGUGCCCUCAAUGCCGCCCGUGCAGCCUCGCGGCUCAUUGACAUGAGCAGGCACAAAGGAGAGCACCCUCGAAUGGGCGCCCUGGACGUCUGUCCCUUCAUCCCUGUGCGUGACGUCAGCAUGGCUGAUUGCGUGCUCUGUGCGGAGGCCUUCGGCCAGCGGCUGGCGGAGGAGCUGGACGUGCCGGUGUACCUGUACGGCGAGGCGGCACGGACGGUCAGCCGCCGGACCCUGCCGGCCAUCCGGGCGGGGGAGUACGAGGCUCUUCCUGAGAAGCUCAAGAAGGCCGAGUGGGCUCCUGACUUCGGCCCCAGCUCCUUUGUCCCCAGCUGGGGGGCCACCGCCACAGGGGCACGGAAGUUCCUCAUUGCAUUCAACAUCAACCUGCUCAGCACCAAGGAGCAGGCGCACCGCAUUGCUCUCAACCUGCGGGAGCAGGGCCGUGGGCAGGACCAGCCAGGACGUCUGAAAAAGGUUCAGGGCAUUGGCUGGUACCUGGAGGAGAAGAGCCUGGCUCAAGUGUCCACGAACCUCCUGGACUUUGAGGUCACGGGGCUGCACACAGUCUAUGAGGAGACCUGCAGGGAGGCCCAGGCGCUGAGCCUCCCGGUGGUGGGCUCGCAGCUGGUGGGCCUGGUGCCCCUGAGAGCGCUGCUGGACGCCGCGGCCUUCUACUGUGACAAGGAGAACCUCUUCGUCCUGGAGGAGGAGCACCGUGUCCGGCUGGUGGUGAGCAGGCUGGGGCUGGACUCGCUGUGCCCUUUCCACGCCAAGGAGCGCGUCAUUGAGUACCUGGUCCCUGAUGUCCAGGCCCAGCACAGCUUGCUUGAUCGGCCCCUGCACACCUUUGUCCGCGACGUGGGUGCCCGCUCAGCGGCCCCUGGGGGAGGCUCAGUGGCUGCGGCCUCUGCAGCCAUGGGCGCAGCUCUGGCCUCCAUGGUGGGGCAGAUGACCUACGGGCGCCGUCAGUUCGAGCACCUGGACGCGGCCAUGCGGCGCCUGAUCCCGCCCUUCCACGCGGCCGCAGCGCAGCUGACCGCCCUGGUGGACGCCGACGCCAAGGCCUUCACCACUUGCUUGGAAGCAAUGAAGUUGCCCAAGAACACAGCUGAGGAGAGGGACAGGCGAGCGGCUGCCCUGCAGGAGGGGCUGAGGCGGGCGGCUGGGGUGCCGCUGGCGCUGGCGGAGACGGUGGCCUCACUGUGGCCAGCGCUGCAGGAGCUGGCCCUGUGCGGGAACCUGGCCUGCCGCUCCGACCUGCAGGUGGCGGCCAAAGCCCUGGAGACGGGCGUGUUUGGGGCGUACUUCAACGUGCUGGCCAACCUGAAGGACAUCAGUGACCCUGCACUCAAGGACCAGACCCACCAGCGCAUCUCCAGCCUCCUGCAGGAAGCUAAGACGCAGGCAGCACUGGUCCUGGACCACCUGGAGGCCCGGCGGGAAUGACAGCGAGAGACUGAGGGCUAUGGCUGUGACCUCCGUCCUGCCGGGACCUGAUGGGCUCCUACAUGGGCCACAGGGCGAAGACAGGUGCCACGGAUGGGGCGGGGUCCCCCUUGGUCGCCUGUGGCCUCCAGUAAAGUCUGA